UACAAAAAGAUGAAAUUCAUUUUUACAAAACCCCGCCUUCUCUCGCUUCUUCUCGAAAAGUUAUCGCAAGAAUAAUACGGUGUCGAUUCAUCGGUGCAGAACCUUCCGAUAAUAGGGGUAGGAUUGAUUCGGAUUUGGUUCCGCUGUCAGAUUCGGAGUUCCAGAGUUGCAGCGGCGCCAUGUCAGUGGCGAACGCAGACGAUCGCAGCCCCUCCGCUGCUCUUCGUACUAUUGACAUCCUGAACUCAUGCUCCAAAUCGAUCGAAGCAGGAGAUCCACAUCAGUCUGAUAACCCAGUCUCAGAGCUUGUCGAGUUUCUCGAUACAAUCUCAGAUGCUGCUGCAUCAGCGCCUGACAAUGAGGACGCAAAGCACAAUGCAUUUGAAGUUCUUUCGGAAAUUUAUGAAUAUUUGUGUUCUCCUUCACUGGACCAGACAGUUAUUGACAUGCUCGCGUUUGAGUUGCCGACAGCAGUUUCAAAGUUUGCAGGUGUCUCGGAUAGAUGUUUGGAGAUUGCUAAUUGUGUUAUUGAUCAAUUUAUAGCAAUGUGUAGUCCCCGGGACAUGCUUUCAAUUCUUUGUGAGGCAUUAAGCAAGACGAUUAAGGCUUCUGCUUGUAUUGCCCCUCUACUAAGUGGUCUUUCAAAAGUAAUUCUUUCCAUUCGGAAGCAUCACUUUGAGCAAGUAAAAGAAGCAGUUCCUAUUAUUGUUAAAGUUUUAAAGGUCGCGUCGUGGGAGUCAGAUGAUGGGGAAACAGAAGUUGAGAGUUUGUUUGACAGAGCUGUAGGCAUUGCCAAUUCUAUACGUGCAGUUUGCACAAAGUUGGAAGGUAGAUCAAAGGAAAAGCUUUGUGCUCUACUUGGUCUUUAUGUCUUGCAAAGCAUGGCUCUUGUUUCCGUCAGCUUGAAUCAUAACAAUCCGAACUGCCAUCGCUUGGUUUCACAAUUUUUGCUUUUCUUUCCUUAUUGUAGUCUAUCGUAUCUUGGUCUAAUAACUGGGAGUGAUGUUGACAAAAUGACUACCAUUGUUAUAGGAGAAUGCACAGAAGACAAAGAUGAUUAUAUGAGUUGUUUAGCCUAUGUCAAACAUGGUGCAUCUCUUUCAGUUAUUUGGGGCCAUAUCUCGGAUGAAGUUGCUCAGGCUGCCGAGGAGGACCUGACUGCUGUCAAGGAUGAGCUUCGAAGUAACCAGAUGAGAAGGUGGCAAACAGUAGGCAUGUUGAAGCACAUAUACUGUUUUGUCAAUCUGCCAUGGGAUUUAAAGAAACAUGCCAUCAACUUGUUGCUUUGCAUAACUGAUGGAAAUAUCUCCCAAAAAUGUGAUGAUGAACUUGCUGACUUGUCAUCUUAUGUGCCCAAUCUUUUUGCUGCUUUGCAGGCUAUUAAAAUGAUCAUCAUAUACGCACCAGAUACAGUGCUAAGGAAGCUUGCCUUCGAUGCAUUUAAAAGGGUACUUGCUGAUAUCCCAAGUUCUCAGAGGUUUGACAUUUUGAAAGCUUUGAUCACAAAUACCGACUCUUCCUCCAUGAUUGCAAUUCUUUUGGAUCUUGUUAGAGGAGAAAUGCACAUGGAAAAUCGCAAAAGACUAUCAAUGAGAAAUGAUGAAGCUCAGCAAACAGAAAAUAAAGAAUGUCCAAAAUUGUUCUUUUGGAAUGCCACUGUCCUUGAACUGGUGGAGUUGGUUUUGAGGCCACCAAAGGGAGGCCCUCCAUCCCUUCCUGAGAAUAAUGAUGCGGUCCAAUCUGCUCUCAACUUGUACAGAUUUGUGUUAAUAACAGAGUCGACAGGAAAAACCAAUUAUACUGAGGUGCUUUCCAAGAUCAAUUUGCUGAAGGCAUACAAUGAAUGGCUUCUACCUCUUCGAACACUGGUGACAGGCAUAAUGGCAGAAAACAGGAAUGAUUCUGUUCCACUCGCAGAUGACACAGCAUGUACCCUAAACCCGGUUGAGUUGGUUUUGUACCGGUGUAUUGAGCUUGUCGAAGAAAAGCUGAAACAAUCUGCAUAAGUUGUCACUUAAUGGUUCGUUUGGGUAUUGAAUUUUGAGAAUUAGAAUUGAAUUCUAAUUCUAUUUGCAAAUAUCGAGGUAAAAAAUUGUGUUUGGAUGUUGAAUUUUAAGAUUGAAAAAUAUUAUAUU
Molecule: messenger RNA, 2135 nt
Organism: Alnus glutinosa
Lineage: Eukaryota; Viridiplantae; Streptophyta; Magnoliopsida; Fagales; Betulaceae
Product: aberrant root formation protein 4
Exons: 14
Coding region: 180-2006 (608 amino acids)
Cellular component (GO): cytoplasm
Molecular function (GO): ubiquitin-protein transferase inhibitor activity
Source: RefSeq, a predicted model, not a curated record